UGGCCAAAGCGUUCCUGUACCCCCGAGCGGGCUACGUACCGAAAGUCCCCUCCUCGGCACCACGGCCGGUCGUGCUGCAGGCUUUCUGUCCUCCUCCCUUCAGGGAGCCCGACCAUCGGAAGCUCAAUUGUACGUGUCCAGUGCGAGCACUGGACGCGUACGUCCACAGAACUGCCCUGUGGAGAAAGGCGGACCAGUUGUUUGUGUGCUUUGGUCCCCCUAAGAGGGGUUUUCCUGCUUCUAAGCAGACCCUCAGCCGGUGGAUUGUAGAACCCAUUUCUCUGGCUUUCGAGUCCUCUGGUCUCCCCAGUCCUCUGGGGGUCAAGGCUCACUCUACCCGAGCGGUGGCGGCCUCUAAGGCCUUUCUGGCAGGUGUGUCCUUACAGGACAUCUGCAACGCGGCGGGAUGGUCCAUGCCCCUGACCUUUGCCAGGUUUUAUGACCUAGAUACGCGAGCCACUCCUGGCUCCUCUGUCCUUGUGCCUUAGGCUUGCCUCCUCCUGGAGGCAGGGACUUGUAAGUCUGGCGGUGUGGGUAUACUCGUUCCCAUAGCGUUUCGUGACGCAGCUCGAGUUCCUGAAGGGGAACGUCUCCAGGUUACGUAUGUAACCAUGGUUCCCCGAGGGAACGAGACGCUGCGUCUCGGUGCCACACUUCCGGGCGUCCCUGCGGCGCUUGCUUCAUUUUCCAGUAAGCUAACGCGGGGCUCGCCGCUCCGGGUCGCUACGUCACCCGGCCUGUGACGUCUCGCCCAUCCAUUGGAAGGAUUAGACACGUGAAGUUGAUAGAAAGUGAAGGUGUGAAUUGUGUGUGUGUGAACAUCAUGUGGAAGAUGUUCGUUUGAGAGAGAAUAGCUGCUGUGUUUGUGUGUGUGUGAGUGUGAGCAGCAGAGGUGAGAGUUGGGCUACAUUCCUGGAAUCCAAUGUAUAAAAAAAAUAAUAAAUAAAAAAAAACACAUUCCCUUGUUUCUCUGCAUGAUACCCAGUGUGUGAAUGCAAGUUUAAGUGUGCAUGAAAAACAAUAGCCUCUGGGUUUGGCUGGAUAUCGGACACGUGCCUCUUCUGGACCAUCACUUAAGUGUGGCUUGGUGGAGACGGACGUGACUAUAUCACACUGACUAGAGGGAGUGAAUGAUGAGCUCCGUAGAUAAGGAGACAAGUGAUGAAUGAUGAGCUCCGUAGAUAAGGAGACAAGUGAUGAAUGAUGAGCUCCGUAGAUAAGGAGACAAAUAAUGAAUGAUGAGCUCCAAAGUUAAUUUGGAGACUGUGUGAAUGUGGGAGCCAAUCAGUAAAAGGAGGGUAUGCCAGUGUGUGUGUGUGUGUGUGUGUGUGUGUGUGUGUGUGUGUGAGAAAAAGUAACGAGCAGCUUGCGAAUAUCUUGGACAUUUGCCCAAUCGUUAUCGCUGUACUCUAGAGCACAGGCCUGUGCAUAAACGUUCAUCACAAAGUUGAUUUUACAGCCUAAUUGUAGUUGUUGCAGUUUGGAUUAGAAUGUUUACUAGCACUUAUGCCUAAAAAACAUCAUCGUAGAAAGAAGAAGAAAAGUGAAUUAGUUAAACAAGAGCAGUUACAAUCAGUUAUAAACAUUUUCUGGAAACGAGAAGGUUCUAGUUCAGAUUGUAGAAUACAUGUUCAUUUGAUCUCAUGUAGAAAAUUUGUGCAUCCUUGUGGUAUAAUAAUAGUAAAGGCUAAAACUCAUGCAAGACUAGAAGAUAAGGGGAAUUGGUUUGCAACCACUUUUAAUAUAAUAGAGUUUCAUUUGGGUGAUAGGAUUAUCUGGACAACUAAUAGUGCUAUAAGCCCAGUCCAACCAUAUAAAAUCAUAGUUCCAAAGACACAGCACCAUUAUGAUUGUUUAGAUGGUGCAUGCUGUUCUAGGUGUGUAUUUGGUUAAAUAAGGCAAGUAAGUUUUAUAUAGUGGAGAGAGAGAGAGAGAGGCUGCAGUUACACACAAUUGAGUCUGUGGUUCUGUGACCUUGGGUAUGUGCAAGUUUGUGCAUGUGUGUGUGAGGUACAUUAGGGAGAGCAAUACUUCAAAGGGUGAGAUUAGGAGCAAAAAUCUUCCAAGAUACUGGUUUUGUAAAUUGCUUGGACAUUCCCCUAACUGGAGCCGUUGUGAUCCUGAUAAAGAAACUCAAGUUUUGUUGAAUGGAUUAUGAGCUUGCUGAGAGCCGCACUAGAUUGACAUCUAAGUCUCACAUAAUCUAUUUCUCAGUGCCACAUUACUGGGAACAGAAUACUUUUGAGGUCACAAGGGUUAGUAUUUUUUAGAUUAGUAUACACUUCAACAAGGCCAACAGUGGAGGAGUUUUUUCCGUUUACAUACAGAAUACUGAGAAGAGCAAUUACAAGUGGUAAAAGAACUAAUAUUUGUUGCCUACAACUUCAGUUUGCUGGGCAUCACCAUAGUCGUCACCAGGGUUUUCUGAGUAUAUAUCAGUACAGACGUAGUGAGCUGUUUGAGCAGUGCUAUUCUUUACGUUUUGACAGCACACUGAACUAAGACUCAGGCAAAGGAGUAACUGGGAGACAGUUAAAUAACCCUGAACUUGAGGUGUCAGUAGUCUUAAGAAGUUACUUGGCUUUCUGCAAAAAGAAUUAUUGAGCCACGUGAAUCUAAGACUGUAGACGGGCUGACUCUAAGACAAAUCUUAGUGACUUUUAUUCCAGACUGUAAUAGUGAACCGUCUCCAAAGAGGAUGGCAACAAGCAGAAGCAGAAUACAGGGACCAAUCAUGGCAUCCUCACCCAUAGAGUUAUUAAAACCAGAUAUCCCUUAUGUAAAGAAAUUAUAGAGAAGUGCUCAAAGAAGUGGAGAACGAGAACUAAAAAUAAGAAAACACAGUGGCCAGAGGAGGGAAUGUUUGAUGUAUCUCUGUGUGAGGAGAUGGAAACACUGAUAAAGAACUACAAAGCCAAGGACAAAAGUAAAGGGAGAGAGGACAAGAGAGAGAAAGAGCUGAAAGUAAUUGCAUAUUUUAAAGCAGAAGGAGAAAAUACAUGGAAAAGCAUGAAACAAGCCAGAAAAAUGUUGAAAAAAGACAAUGAGGAGACAGAAGAAAAGAUGAGAAAAAUUUUCACCACCUCCUUAUGCACCUCCAAAAAAUCAGCUUCCCAUAAUUAAAGGAACAGUACAAGUUGAAGGGACAAUAGACAUGGAGGAGGAUGAAGAUGGGGAACCUCCCACCAUUUGUUCUUCUAAAGUGGUCCACAAGACUCCUAAAGGCAAAAAACAGUGCAGACAGACAACAAGGGAACAGGAAGUAGACAGUUAUGCCCAAUAUCCUGAUUUAAGUGGUUAUUGUGAAGAGGAGAGGCAAAGCUCCCCUGUAGAUAUCCCAGAGAAGCAGGAGAAGUUGUUAACACAGAUGGACAAAUUGGAUAGAAGCAUACGUACAAGAAUAAAAAGGGCAGAAAAAUAUUUGGAUGAAGCAGAACAAUUCAGUAAGAGAAGAUAUUCCGCAGGUUCAAGAAGGUAUGAUGUGGGUGAGAGAAAGCGGGUUACAGGAACAUUAUACGUGGAUGAUGAGGAUGAUGAUGAUGAUGUAGAAACAUGGUCACGAGAUGAGGGAGGAAGACGGCUCAGACCACGUGAACACUUACAAGAACCACAAAGAUAUGACAGUCACCUUCAGUUGCCUAUUCUGGUUAAGGGUGCUAGAGGGCACUAUGUACCCUGGGCUACACAAUAUCCAGGUGGACUGAUUACCCGUCUCCCUGACAUCCACGAGGGAACUGGGAAGUGGAUUAAGGUGUUUGAAGAAGAGACAAUGGGCAAGUUGUUGGCAAUUGGAGACAUCAAAGCACUCCUUGUCAAAAUUUUAGGAGGAUUAAGAAUGAAAGAGAUCCUCACAGCUGCUAACCUACAAAGAGCAGUGAACUCUCCAGUAAUGGAUGGGACACAGUUUGAUCAAUAUCAUCCACGCCUAUGGCAAACACUGAGGGCAGAGUAUCCAUCACGCAUAGACCCAGGGUCGCUGAAAGGAGAACAGCUGGGAGAAACAGAAAAUCCCACCACUUAUGUGCAGAGACAACUAAAAAGAUGGAGACAGGAACUGGAAAGGGAUCCAGAAGCAGAUCCUGUGAUGUCAUCAUUGUUCAGAACAGCAAUAAUGAAUGCUAUGCCACCAUUUGUAAAAGAUAAGCUAGAAGAUGUGGUUGGCCUACAUUCUAAAUCGCACAAGGAAUUCUGUGACCAUGUGACUCAUGCAGUUGAACAAUACAGAGGAAUGAGCAAAAGCUUAAGAAUCAAGAAAGAGAACUACAAAGAAAACUGGCACAACUGCAGCUUGAAGAGCUGACAAACAAAAAUAAGAAAAAGGUCCAAGCGCCUGUGAAAGACAAAGAUAAAGACAAAGACCAAGUGGAGGAAGUGUCAUCAGCAGUGAUGGCUCCUUUGAAUGCACCACCACCACCUCCACCUCCUACUGUCCAGCAAAGUGCACCAGCUGCGCCAGCUGCUCCCAUAGUUCCACAAAAGCCUGCAAUGCUGAUUAUUAAUGUCUAUCAGCAGCCAAAUAACAUGAAUUGGCAAAGAAGGCCACCACCAAGACGAAGAGGAAGAGGAGGACCCACUUGAAUAUGUUGGGGAUUUGGACAACCUGGACAUAACAGGCGUGAUUGCCCCACCAAUCCAUGGCAACAGCAACCUGGUGGUGAAGGGGAUGGUUGGGUCCAGUCCUAUCAACAAUCUCCACAAGGCCCAGUGAACCCAUGGGGUGGGCCUAAUCAGGGGUACUAGGGGUGCCCAGAGAAUCCUACUGGGGAGGGUCAGCUUCUAAUUCUAACAACUGAUGCUGAUCAAGAACCUAUGCUGCAGGUUAAACUAGAGGGCAAAUUAACACCCAUGAGGGUAGACACUGGAGCCUCUUACACUUGUGUAAGUCCAAAUUAUGCCUCUCACCUCCCCAUGUCUGGAAAAUUUGCAAAGACAGUAGGAUUCUUGGGACAAAUGCAGCUAAUUCCAAUGACGGCUCCAGUUAGUCUGCAGACUAAAGAUAAAAAGGUGACCUUGCCUAUUUUAGUAUCAGAACAAACUCCUGUUAAUUUGUUGGGAAGAGAUGCAUUGUGUAAACUUGGACUCCAAAUUUGGUGUUCUCCAGAAGGAGUUUAUGUAGAUGUAACAGGGGUAAAAACUCAAAUUGUGCUUUCUGAGCUGAAAGCUAAUGUGUAUUGGUUAGGACAGGUAAGUAGUGUAGUAAAGCUAGUAAUUGGUAAGUGGAGAAAAUUUAUUGAAGCGCAGAUCCCAGGUGCAACAAUUCCUAAGUCUGAGUAUCAUUGUACAAUGUUAUAUGAUUCAUCACGUGACCCAGAGCUUGAAAAAAGGUGGUUAAAAGAAACAGAGGGUCAAAAAGUUCCCUUGGUGUCUAGAUGCAUAAUUAUAGGGAAACAGGGAGCUGCUAUGCAAAUAGUUCCUUGUGAUGAUUGUAUUAAUGAUGAUUUUAUUGACAAGUGGUUUCAGGUCCCUAAUUCUGUUCCCCAUGUCACUCUUUAUGUGGGAAAAGGCUGGGAAUCAAAAGAUUUAGGUCCCAUGAUGGCAAAAGCAGAAAGAAGUAAAUGGGAUGCUACAGAACAUCCCUUAGUUUUUCUUUCAAAAGAUAAGUCAUAUAUUAAGAUUUUGUGUACUACUCUCACUCUCAUGACAGGAAUUCCACAGUAAAGGCACUGAGAGACUAGUUAACCCUGUGUAUCAAGAAGUUACACAUGAGAUGUUAAAUGACACUGCAAAAGAGAUGACGUAUGAUGCAUUGUUACAGGUAGCGCAAGAUAGUAAGUGGUAUAAGUGGGCUGAAUACACUGCUGGUAGUUUGAAUAAGGGUAAUUGUUUGGUAUGUUCACCUUCUCCAUUGAGCAGAGUUGUAGUGGUACUGACCCCAUUUGAUUACAGACAUCGUGCAGAAUACAAUAGGCAAUAUUGUGUGAAGAAUUGGGAUAAUAGAACAGACUACUCGCAUUGCCCAGCUGAGUGUUUAACAUAUUUAGGCAACAUGCUUUAUAAUUUAAUGCAUAACACAGAGGCAUGGAAAGGGUGAUGCCCACAACUGGAUGUUAGAAUAAAGGAAAAACAUAGAGAGACACCACCGCAGUAUAACAUAGAUUACACUUUGGAGUAUGAAUGCUUUAACAAGUCAUAUGGGAAACAUAAUUUGGGUAAAAUCCAAGGUAACUGUGCAGUAAUGUGGCACUUGGAUUCCCGUCUCUUUGGACGCAUAGAAUAUAUCCAGUGGUCUGAAGGUCAGGCACUAGCAACAGUAAUCACCAGUAUGACAGUAGUACUAUCCAACUCUCACUUAGAUGACACUUGCAUGACUCAAACUCUAACUCCACCAUUGCGGUUUGCUUUGACUGACCAAUCUCAGGCAGUAGCAGAUCAUUUUUGGCUCUGUGCAGGGACACGGUUAAGAAUGAAUUUACCUAAAAAUUGGAAGGGAAUCUGCACUAGAGUACGGUUGAUUCAAAGAACUGUGAUAGUUGACUGGGGGUAUGAUUAGUUCCUUGAAAAAACUAGAAAGUCUCACAGAGUAAAGAGAGCUUAUGAGACAGAUCCUAAGGUGUACAUAGACUCAAAAGCCAGUCUAGAGGAAUACCUGAACAAUUUAAAGCAAGAAAUGAGAUAAUGUCAGGAUUUGAGUCUAUUUUGAUAUGGAUAAAUCCUUACAAAUCCUUACAGAGUGGAUUAAUUACAUUUACUACAACCAACAGCGGUUCAUUAAUUAUACAGAUGUGGCACUCUCAGCAUUAGGUGAACAGUUUGGUGCUACUAAUAUAAUGACAUGGCAGAAGAGGCAAGCAUUGGACUGGUUGUUGGCAGAAAAAGGAGGAGUGUGUGUUAUGUUUGGAGAACAAUGUUAUACUUUUAUCCCUAACAACACUGCCCCUGAAGGAGCAUUUACUGAAGCUAUGAAUAAGUUGAAAAAAUUAAUAAAGUAGCUGGAAAUGUAGGGAGAGAUCUGCAUUCUUGGGAUUGGUUUUCACCGUUUGGACAUUGGGGAGCUAUACUGACAAAAGUGGGAGUUAUGAUAGCAAUUGUAGUGGUUGUUGCAGGACUACUGUUUUGCUGUGUUAUGCCCAUAUUAAGAUCUUUUCUUGUUCAAGCAACUGUUAAACAGAUGGCUCUUAUGAACAAACCUAUGCUUGAUGAUGGACUGGGAAGUGAGUCUGCUGGCACUAGUUCAGACUGGACUCCGGACUGGCCCCCUAAGCCAGAUUGGAUUCCGGAGCAAGGGAAGGAAGAAGAGGAUUCCAGUUCCUCCAGUGAGGACGAAGAAGAAGUAGUUAUGUGAUGAGCCAUGCCCUGGGUGUAAGUGCUAGCCUAACCUCUCCCCAAGGGUGACCCUCUACGAUACACAAAGUAUCUGGGUUGAAGAAGUGAUCUGAAGAAAUACUUGUACUUUGCCUUUAUUCUGAUUAUGUUGAUUGUUGUUGAUUGAUUUUUAUUAGCAAUUAUAUGAUUAAGCAAUAUUAUAAUCAAUUUUAAGAAAUUAUGUGACAAUCAGAAUUGUACUCUACAUAACUGUGACAACCACGGGCAAGUGCUGAACCAAAUGCAUGCUCAUGCUUAAAACACAAUGUUGAUUUGUUAAUUGACAGUUAGGUUAGGGAGACAGGAUCUUUUACUCCUUCCUAUUCGAGUGUGAGGGGAGACGUUUGGUCCUGUUCUCCACAAGAGAGCGAUUUCAGGAUUUGGUUAUUGGUAAGAAGAAGGAGUGAUCAGGCAUUGAUCACUAGUUAACAUAUAUGAAAGAACCAGAUUGUGAGAUUGCUCUCUUGAGGUAGGUGGGGCUUGAUAAGCCCCAGAGGAGGGAUGUAUGGAGGAAUUUCCUGUCAUCUAUAUCAAUAUCAUUUGUUAAUCAGUAUUAUAUCAAUCAGUAUCUAUGCAACAGUAUUGAAAAGUGACCUUAAAUCACCUCAUGUAUUAACUUUUACAGCUUCAUUUAUAUACUACACUGUACCAUUUCUAGUACAUUUAGAAGGGUGACUUUGGGCCUGUGAUCCUGCAAAGAUGUUCUGUGAGAACGGAGUGGUGUGACCUCGUAGAUGGUGCUUUUUAAGGUGAAGGCUAAUGUUGUUUUUGAAACAUAAACUGACUGAACUCUCGCCACGGUUAAAACUGAGAUAAGGGGAAAGUAAAAUAAUUGGGGCGAGAGGCAGGUGUGUGAUUAAGAGAAAACUCCAUCCAAUGAGAUCAUUGUUUUAGAACUGUAUAAAAGCAUGGGCCACGAUUAUGUAAAUCAGAAGCUCUGCAGACCAUCUCGGCUUUGUUGUCUGAUUCAAUAAAGUCUAUAGAUUUUUGGCAUCCAGAACCCCUUGUCUUUGUAACUCAUUUUUCUUAUUCUGAUUUGUAGAAGUAUUUGCCACGACAGUGCCAACUUCACAGAGCUGAGUUGACGUGAUUGACACUAGUGAGGAGUUGAUCCAAUUUCCGGUCCUUGCCCGAUUUCCUCUUUGUGUAAUGGCGGAUGACCACGAGGAGAGGACAGCGUUCAAACAGGUGUGAUAUUUUUAAUAACUUAUACCAAUUUUAUAUGUAUACGUUUUAAACAUUUAGACUAUAAGUUUCUCAACAUUGCCCUUGUGCUUUAGACAACGCGGCAGACCAUCGGAGCCACAACAAGGACAGCUAAUGUUAGCAAACUGAGGUAACGUCCAAUAACUCAAUAAGUUAUUUGCGCCGACAUAUUAUGACAAUUAAAUGCAUUUUCUGUCGAGUAUUUCAGUACAGCUGACACCGUGCGUUAACGUUAAAUAGCCUGCCUGUUCAUGCAUGUUAACACGGGAGUUUAUUCAAACUUCGCCCGUGAGCGCACGCCGUGUCGAAUGGUCUGAGGAAGUUUCUCGAAGUUUAUCAUAUAUUACGCUCGCCUCCAACCGAAGGCCGCACAGAUAAAUGAUCAGAUUAUCAAGCAAGAAUUGGUUUGCUGAACUUCUGUGUUCUGGCCAGGUGCAUAUUGAAGUUCAUCCUAGCUCAUGGCAUGGUGUCUCAACGCGCGUUUCUUCUGCAAUCAUCUACGUAAAAGUAAAUAGGAAUUAUUUUGCUGCUUUAAUAUUCGUGGGAUGACUGAUGGCUCUGAUGGCAGCGGCUCGCUGGGUUUUAUUUCAUAUUAACCAUGUUAUUGUUUUCAUUUUGUUCUGCACCGACAGCUUGAGUCAUGCUGGUGAAGGUACAAUAUCAAGGUGUGAAGAAAUUUGUGAAGUUGAAUAACGAUUGCACAUUCCAAGAUUUUCUCGAUGAAGGUAAAUUAAGAAGCUUGUGAUAGCGUUUAGAUAAUGUGCUUAUGAAAGCUAGUAAUAGCAAUAAGCUGAUAGAAGUUCACAAGGCUUGUUUCUAGGUUAGAGCUUUUCUAUUCUGACUUGUUGACAGUGUCCAUGUCCUCGUAGAAGUCAUAGCUGUUCAUAAAUAUAACUUUUGAUUUUAGUAAUGUUAAAAAUUAAGGUGCUUAUAGUUAAAUGCUAUUGAAUUAAACUAAUAUUUGACUCUUCUUACGUAAAUCAUAAUGAAAUCUAAUUGUAGUCUAAAGUUUUUGGACAGUAAGUUUUAUAUUUUUAAAGAAGUCUCUUCUGCUCAUUAUGCCUGCAUUUAUUUGAUCCAAAGUAAAGCAAAAACAGUAAAACUUUGAAAUAUUUUAAAAUAACUGUUUUCUAUUUAAAAAACAUUAAAAAUCUUACUGUUCAAAAACUUUUGACUGGUGAUAGAUAGAUAGAUAGAUAGAUAGAUAGACAGAUAGAUAGAUAGAUAGAUAGUAACACUAUAGUAAGACUUUAGUUAUUAUAAAUUGUAUUAUUUAUACAAUUAUAUUUGUUAUUGUUGAAAUUAUUUUUCAGUUAAAAGCAAAUUUGGGCUUGCAAGAACUGCAACUCUUCAAGUCUUAGACACAGACACCACGGAGGAGGAGGAGAAGGAGGAGGACAUCUUCCAUGAACUGAUUGAAGGCAGUCCACAAUUAUGCCUUACUGUAAGAUGUUCGGGAGAAAAUAUUUUUGCUGGCUUGUCUGACGGUAAGUAUAUAAUAACACUGAAGACAUUCUUUCAAGGGCGCUAUUGUAUCUAUAGGUACAAAAGAAUGCAUUUCGGCUGGAAACACAUUUACAUUUAACUGACACUUUAUUAUGAGGGAAUAUUACUAGUGCUAGUAAUGCAAACAUUGUCUAACCAAAAACAGGUUAGAAAAGGAAGGAAUACAAGUAGUAGUAAAAUUAGUGUUUUUAGAACAACCCUUCGAUGUACAUGAACACCAAAGACAACUGUGUUCAUGUAUACGACCGCCAGACACUAGCACAGUACAGAAAUCAUGCAGCAACCAGUCUGAAUGAUGAUGUAUUUAACAAACUUCGCGACCUCGGCUUACUGCGACCCCGGCUACAUAGACCAGGCCCCCAGUCCUCGGCGUUGCCUGUUGCCGGUGACCGGGAGAGAGGACAUCGGAAGCAGUGCUCGAGGAAGCGGAAGCGCGGUAAGCGGGCAGGUGUCCGCGCUAGGCUAAAUGCUAACCCUAGCCGGCCGGCUCUCCCGUCCAUUUUUCUAUCAAAUGUCUGCUCCCUGGACAAUAAACUGGACUACAUCCGAAUCCUCGCUAGUCAGACGCUAAUCCCAGCAUACAGACCGCUAGUCAGACGCUAAUUCCAGCAUACAGACCACUCGUCAGACGCUAAUCCCAGCAUACAGACCACUCGUCAGACGCUAAUCCCAACAUACAGACCGCUCGUCAGACGCUAAUCCCAGCAUACAGACCGCUCGUCAGACGCUAAUCCCAGCACACAGACCGCUCGUCAGACGCUAAUCCCAGCAUACAGACCGCUCGUCAGACGCUAAUCCCAGCAUACAGACCGCUCGUCAGACGCUAAUCCCAGCACACAGAUCGCUCGUCAGACGCUAAUCCCAGCACACAGACCGCUCGUCAGACGCUAAUCCCAGCAUACAGACCGCUCAUCAGAUGCUAAUCCCAGCAUACAGACCACUCGUCAGACGCUAAUCCCAGCACACAGACCGCUCAUCAGACGCUAAUCCCAGCAUACAGACCGCUAGUCAGAUGCUAAUUCCAGCAUACAGACCACUCGUCAGACGCUAAUGCCAGCAUACAGACCGCUCAUCAGACGCUAAUCCCAGCAUACAGACCGCUAGUCAGACGCUAAUCCCAGCAUACAGACCGCUAGUCAGACGCUAAUCCCAGCAUACAGACCGCUCGUCAGUCGCUAAUCCCAGCAUACAGACCGCUCGUCAGACGCUAAUCCCAGCAUACAGACCGCUAGUCAGACGCUAAUCCCAGCAUACAGACCGCUAGUCAGACGCUAAUCCCAGCAUACAGACCGCUAGUCAGACGCUAAUCCCAGCAUACAGACCGCUCGUCAGACGCUAAUUCCAGCAUACAGACCGCUCGUCAGACGCUAAUGCCAGCAUACAGACCGCUCGUCAGACGCUAAUCCCAGCAUACAGACCACUCGUCAGACGCUAAUGCCAGCAUACAGACCGCUAGUCAGACGCUAAUCCCAGCAUACAGACCGCUCGUCAGACGCUAAUGCCAGCAUACAGACCGCUAGUCAGACGCUAAUCCCAGCAUACAGUCCACUCGUCAGACGCUAAUGCCAGCAUACAGACCGCUCGUCAGACGCUAAUCCCAACAUACAGACCACUCGUCAGACGCUAAUCCCAGCAUACAGACCGCUAGUCAGAUGCUAAUCCCAGCAUACAGACCGCUCGUCAGACGCUAAUUCCAGCAUACAGACCGCUAGUCAGAUGCUAAUCCCAGCAUACAGACCGCUCAUCAGACGCUAAUCCCAGCAUACAGACCACUCGUCAGACGCUCGAAACCGGUUCUGAAACAGGUUAAAACCUGGCCAGAAGGAGCCAUCUCUGCUCUUCAGGACUGUUUUGAGUGCACUGACUGGGAUAUGUUCAGGGAGGCUGCAACCAACAGUGAUUCUAUUAACUUGGAGGAGUACACAUCAUCAGUGAUCAGCUACAUUGGAAAGUGAAUUGAUGACGUGACCAUCUCCAAGUCCAUCACUACACACUCCAACCAGAAACCGUGGAUGACUGCAAAGGUGCGUGCGCUGUUAAAUUCCAGAGACUCCGCCUUCAGAGCAAGGGACAAGGCGGCCUUAAGAACAGCAAGGGCCGAACUGUCCCGAGCCAUCAGAGAGGCAAAACGCGCACAUGCCAAGAAAAUCCACGGUCACUUUCAGGACAGCGGAGACACUCGACGCAUAUGGCAGGGCAUCCAGGCGAUCACAAACUACAAGACAACAUCACCUGCUUGUGACAGUGAUCCCUCCCUCCCAUAUGUGCUGAAUGACUUCUACGCCCGGAUUGAAGCACAGAACAACGUGACGGCAAGGAAGACCACACCUCCUACCAACGACCAGGUGAUCUGUCUAACCACAGAUGAAGUGAGGAACACUCUACGCAGAGUCAACCCACGGAAGUCUGCUGGACCAGACAACAUCCCUGGCCGGGUGCUCAGGGAAUGUGCAGAACAGCUAGCAGAUGUCUUUACUGACAUCUUCAACAUCUCCCUGAGCAGCACCGUUGUUCACACAUGCUUCAAGACAACGACCAUCAUCCCAGUGCCUAAGAAGUCUUCAGUCUCCUGCCUCAAUGACUCAACGGACAUUUACACCACACACUGCAUCCGAAAGGCCAACAGCAUUGUGGACGACCCCACACACCCCUCACACACACUCUUCACACUACUGCCAUCAGGGAAGAGGUUCCAAAUUCGGGCCCUCACAACCAGACUGUGCAAUAGUUUUUUCCCUCAAGCCAUCAAGCUUCUCAACACACACAACUGAACUGGAACUAAACUCACACACACACACACACUCACACUCACUCAACUUCAUACAUUCAUUAAGUUAUUACAAACAAGUUGGCUUGUUCUACUGUUUACAUUGUACAUUCGACCACUGCUACUGCUGCUCUGCUCGGUUCUUUUUGCACUUCACUGGCACUGUCACUUUACUACUUGUAAAUUUGCACAUUGCACUGUAUACAGAUAUAUAUACAGUAGGUUACGGGUUGCUGCUAUUUUGUGUUCGUGUAUUUGUCCUGUACAGUACUUGUCCUGCACUGUCUCGUGUUGUCUGUUCUGCACUGUUUUGUUUUGCACCGUUUGCACUAGGCUGCACACGAUGCACUUUAUGUGGCUAGGACAACUUAGUCUAGUCCUCAGCUCUGUGUUUUGUAACUCCAUGUUGUGUGAGGUGACGAUGUUGUUUUAUGUAGCACCAAGGUUCUGGAGAAACGUUGUCUCAUUUCACUGUGUACUGCGUCAGCUAUAUAUAGUUGAAAUGACAAUAAAAGCCUCUUGACUCUUGACUCUUAAACUGUACAACUUAUUAUUUUUUUUUUCAACAUUAUGUGCAGGUAAGUGCUCAAGAAAAAAAAAAUUUAUUUGGCUGUUUCCUGAAUAUUUGUUUGGGUUAGUAUUUAGAUUUGUUUGGAUUAGGGUUUAAACCAGGGAUUUGAAGUUCCUGAAAUAUUUAGUGACAAACCGGUGAACAAAAGGAUCUGGUGGUUAUCGCUGUCAAAACUUCAGCUAGAUCUAGCAGAAAGACAGCUGACAAUCUAGCACAGGGUUUCGUCGAGAUAAUGACAAAUUUCAGUGGUUCUCAAACUUUUAAGCCAACGACCCCUAAAGUAGCACUGAAGAACUUGCAGCCCCCACUACGACAGAAUAAACAAACAAUAAACAAAAGAAACCGUCCUGUUCAACAUUUUAACUAUAAUGUAACUAACAUUUUUAGACCUACGAAUUACAAAUUUAUCCAUUUCUGCUAUUGUGGUUUUCAUCUGCAGUUGCGCACUGUAUUGCUAACUAGUGAGCCAGUUGCCGUGGGAUGCAAGUAAAUACUUGCAUUUUUCAAACCGUCUUGUGAUCCAUUGAAAUUAUUCAGAGACCCCGGGAGGGAUCUUGUCCCCAAGUUUGAGAACCACUGCACUAGUACAAAAAGUUUUGUAGUAGUUUAAUAGUAGUUUUACUAUUAAAUUUUGAAUUAAUGCUUUUACAGGGAACAUGAAAAUGUUCUGCUUUUCUCUUUCAAGAGUUUUCACCUGCAAGAUCUUCAACUCCCAGCACAAGCAUUGAUACUCUUUCACUCCCUUCUACUGACUGUGAAGAGACUGAGAGAGCAGUCCAGAAUCAAGCAGCAACGGCCAGCAACAGUUUUGGCAUAGAUGCUGAAAAGGCAAGACGAAUUGUCCAAGAUGCCCUGGAAAAACAAUCUGGCGGUGAAGAUGCGCUUGAAGAAUACCAGACAACUAAAACUUUAAAGCACAGCACCAGACGUCAGCUUGUUAAUAUUGUUGUCAGUCACAUGACAGAGAUUCAUGGGAGGAUCCCUACACGCAAACAGCGGGAGACUUAUGCCUUGGGCAUCGUUUCUCUCUUUCCUAGCCUGAGAGACCCUUUUUCCACAAAAGGCUAUGAACAUUUCUACGAUCCAGAAAAGGGAACAGGGUACGUCUCCUGGCGCAUAAAAACUUUGUCGAGAAAGAACCCAAAACGUGCUCGCUUAGAGAUGUCUGAAAGUGGAGGACCAAGUCGGCGAAGAAUGACGGACGUUGGGCAGCAGCUUGAAGGAGAUGCAUGCAGGGAGGCAAUUUCCUUCCUUGUCCACGCAGCUGAUGAAGCUGAAGUUAUGCAGAAGAUGAAGCAAACUUUUAAGCAUAGACAAGAACUGGUACACAAUCCUGAAAGAUCAGCUGAUGUCCUCAAUAUAUUUCGAAGAUUUCUGGAUGUGGAAGGAUUGAUAAAUCAGGACUUUGCUCUGCUGUUCAAUUCCGAAACAUCCAACAAGUUGCUUGAGAGGGGGGAGACUGCAUUUAAGCAGAAGAUAAUCAAUGAAGGCCAAUCUCUUACUUCAACAGCAGAAAUUCAGAGUCUUAUCAGUGCAGCAGAGGGACAAGGACCUGAAAAUGAUUGGGACAGUGACAUGUCAUCUGUCCUUCUCCUGUUGCAUCUCCUGCCUCCUCCCCCAGGGAAGAAGAAGACUAAGAUCAGCUCGACAGAGGCUGUUGAGAGACUUGUGAAUUUCCAUAAGUUCUUCAUUUGUGUUCUAAUAAAUAUUGAAGGUGAGCGAGUUGGAAUCUGACCCUCAACUCAAGUCAAGACACGGCCUCAAAAGAAACUCAACACUCAAUAGUCUGCAAUAUUUUCAUGUGUGCCACAACUACUCUCUAGAUGUGAUGCACGACCUCCUGGAAGGAGUUGUGAUGCACAACCUCCUGGAAGGAGUUGUUCAAUUUGAAAUUAAACUAUUGUUCGAGUAUCUUUCAGAAAAUUUGAAAAACAUGAGGUUUGAGGCGAAGCAUAAGGUUUUUAAGAAUACACUAAAAAAUUUCAAAAACAUUACCAAAUCUUUAGCAAAAAGUCAUCAGAUGUCAUUAGGCUAUCUUUGGAAAACAACACCAUUGAGUCAAGUGGAGUGUGGACCAAUGAAAACAUUCUGUUGGGAUGAUGUGAAUGAUGGUGAAAAGUUGUCAGGAAUGCUGCACAAUCCCAUACAGUCAAGCAUGCAUUCCAUCAACUGGGUGAAAAUAGAUGGGACAGAAUACAGACAAGACCUGAUUUUAUGCAGUGAAAUUGAGGAUGAAAUUCCUGUUUUCAGUCAGAUUCGGAAAAUACUUUUAAUUGACAGCACUGUGUAUUUUAUUCUUAACAAACUUUUGACAGAACAAUUUUCAGAGCAUCACCAUGCAUUUAAAGUACAGAGAUACUGUGAAUUGAGUGAACUUGUUACAGCAACCAGUUUGAGGUUCUACAGGCCUUUUGAUCUGCGGAGGUCAUAUGGGUCAGAUGAUGGCGAAUAUAUUGUACCCUCGUUUGUGAUGGUUUCAUUUUUGUUAAAUAAAAGUUAAAACUGA
Molecule: messenger RNA, 15858 nt
Organism: Pangasianodon hypophthalmus (striped catfish)
Lineage: Eukaryota; Metazoa; Chordata; Actinopteri; Siluriformes; Pangasiidae
Exons: 8
Coding region: 14310-15086 (258 amino acids)
Source: RefSeq, a predicted model, not a curated record